AUGUUCCAAGCGAGGCCCCAACGGAUCGGAAACAAACAUACAGCAGCCCAUCACAAGGCCUCCGACGAUGAACAAACGCCGACGGCCACCAAUUCUGAUGUUAUCCACCAAAAACCAAGGAAUCAGUGUCGAGAGCAGGUAUAUGAUGGCAUUGAUUCCGGUGAUGACAAACGCGGAUUUUCCUUCAAAUCCAACCUGCUCGAAGAUCAAAGGAGCGUAGUAACCAACAAGAUUGAUACCAUUGAAUUGGGCAAAGAAGAGCGAGGAUGCACCAAUAGCAAUGACUUUGCGGUUCUUGACAACAGUGGCCCACCAGCUCCGCCGUUCAAUUUCGGACUGUUCUUUUUCGUUUUCAAUAAUGUGCUUGAUGGAAAGGAACUCUUUCUUGGCCUUGUCGGUAUCCGGAUCGUCAUCAUAGAAGAGCUUGAGGAUUCCGUAUCCUUCGUUGUCGCGAUCCAUUGCCAAAAGCCAACGCGGCGACUCGACAAUGUAAAAGCCACCGAAAAAUAG
Ogataea philodendri is the source of this 510-nucleotide messenger RNA. RefSeq lists its product as uncharacterized. Lineage: Eukaryota; Fungi; Ascomycota; Pichiomycetes; Pichiales; Pichiaceae. The transcript has 2 exons. The coding region runs from base 1 to 510 and encodes 169 amino acids. The record is from RefSeq and is a predicted model, not a curated record.